Messenger RNA from Penicillium argentinense, 723 nucleotides. RefSeq names its product NPP1 family protein. The transcript is spliced from 2 exons. The record is from RefSeq and is a predicted model, not a curated record. NCBI's taxonomy places the organism in Eukaryota, Fungi, Ascomycota, Eurotiomycetes, Eurotiales, Aspergillaceae. The coding region runs from base 1 to 723 and encodes 240 amino acids.
AUGCUUUUGCAACCAUUUCUAGGGCUUUUAGCCAUCGCUCAGCUGUCUAAAGCAAGCCCGCGAUCGCACCUAUCGCGUCGAGGAACAGUCGCCUCGGAUGAAAUUGUUGGCUUUGAUCAAAAAGUUCCUCCGGGAACAGUAGGUGAUGUCUAUCUCGCCUACCAGCCCCAUCUUUAUGUCGUGAAUGGCUGCGUUCCAUUCCCUGCCGUUGAUGAGAAUGGAGAUACCAAUGCUGGGUUGGCCCCGACCGGCUCAUCGAAUGGUGAAUGCAGCAGCAGCACUGGCCAAAUAUAUGUCCGAGGCAGUCGCUCUGGCGACUAUUAUGCCUUACUUUACUCAUGGUAUUUCCCCAAGGAUGAGCCGUCGUCGGGCAUCGGCCACCGACAUGACUGGGAAGGCGUGAUUGUCUGGCUCUCAGAUUCCACCAGCACAACUUCUGACAAUAUUGUCGCUGUCUGCCCAAGCGCCCAUGGAGGAUGGGAUUGUUCAACGGACGGAUAUACCCUCGAUGGAACAUCACCACUGAUCCGAUACUACAGUGUCUGGCCCGUGGAUCACCAAUGUGGUUUGACAACCACGGUCGGUGGUACCCAGCCGUUGAUUGCCUGGGAAUCACUACCGUCGGCGGCACAAAGUGCUUUGGACACGACUGACUUUGGAGAUGCCAAUGUUCCCUUGAAUGAUGGUAACAUGGCCAAUAAUCUGGCCAAAGCUACAUUCUGA